Messenger RNA from Ilex paraguariensis (yerba mate), 171 nucleotides. The record is from the annotation of a GenBank genome assembly. NCBI's taxonomy places the organism in Eukaryota, Viridiplantae, Streptophyta, Magnoliopsida, Aquifoliales, Aquifoliaceae.
AUGGCAAAAUGGAGCGUUCUACCUUGCUUAAGGAUAAGAUCCUACGAGCUGGUGGCCCUGAUCAAAGUUAGAGCUCGACGGCUCGUCAUCGGCUUGGCUUGGGUGAAACAUUCUGAUGGACUAAAAUGCCCUUACAAAGAUAACGUUGUCGCGGGUAAGGGUGGAAAGUGA